UCCCCUGAGCGAACCUUUAGAACUCUGAGACAGACAAUAUUCUGUUACAUUGUAGCAAAAUGGCGACUGUCAUUCACAACCCCCUGAAAGCGCUCGGAGACCAGUUCUAUAAGGAAGCCAUCGAGCACUGUCGGAGUUAUAACUCAAGGCUGUGUGCGGAGCGCAGCGUGCGGCUCCCCUUUCUGGACUCGCAGACCGGGGUGGCUCAGAACAACUGCUACAUCUGGAUGGAGAAGAGGCACCGAGGCCCAGGCCUCGCUCCAGGCCAGCUGUACACAUAUCCUGCCCGCUGCUGGCGCAAGAAGAGACGAUUACACCCACCCGAGGACCCAAAGCUGCGUCUGCUGGAAAUUAAACCUGAAGUGGAGUUGCCCCUGAAGAAGGACGGGCUCACCUCUGAAAGCACCACCCUGGAGGCCUUGCUCCGAGGGGGAGGGGUAGAGAAGAAGGUGGAUGCCAGAGAGGAAGAGAGCAUCCAGGAGAUACAGAGGGUUUUGGAAAAUGAGGAAAAUGUGGAAGAAGGAAAUGAAGAAGAGGAUUUGGAAGAAGAUAUUCCUAAGAGAAAGAACAGGACCAGAGGACGGGCCCGUGGCUCUACAGGUGGUAGGAGGAGACAGGACGCUGCUUCCCAGGAAGACCAUGACAAGCCUUACGUCUGUGACAUCUGCGGCAAACGCUACAAGAACCGGCCAGGACUCAGCUACCACUAUGCUCACACUCACCUGGCCAGCGAGGAGGGGGAUGAAGCCCAGGAACAGGAGACUCAGUCCCCACCCAACCACAGAAAUGAGAACCACAGACCCCAGAAAGGACCGGAUGGGACAGUCAUUCCUAACAACUACUGUGACUUCUGCUUGGGAGGCUCUAACAUGAACAAGAAGAGUGGGCGACCUGAGGAGCUGGUGUCCUGUGCAGACUGUGGACGCUCUGGCCACCCAACCUGUCUGCAGUUCACGCUGAACAUGACUGAGGCUGUUAAAACCUACAAGUGGCAGUGCAUCGAGUGCAAAUCCUGCAUCCUCUGCGGGACCUCAGAGAAUGAUGACCAGCUCCUCUUCUGUGAUGACUGUGACCGUGGCUACCACAUGUACUGUUUAAAUCCUCCAGUGGCUGAGCCCCCAGAAGGAAGCUGGAGUUGCCACUUAUGCUGGGAACUGCUCAAAGAAAAAGCCUCAGCCUUUGGCUGCCAAGCCUAGGCCCCAGGUCACAGAAGAAUCUGCUCCAGAGCCCAGCCCAAAGCAGAUUGAGCCCUGACUGCCAUACGUCCAGACAGGCCAACUGUAAGGAAAACCAAUAAUCCCAGCGGGCAUGGACACAUGCAACCCAGAGGGUGAGGCAUACCUCUGACACACAGGUUUUGCUUCUUCACCCAACCCCUUCUUGUUUGUACCAGAAGAAUCUCGCGCUUUUGAAGAACAGCCCAGCAGCGGCCCUGUGUGUGGACUCCCUCCCUCUCACGUUAUCCUAAUGCUGUGAUCCUCUCCCUGGUUUCCAUUUCAAGGGGAACCAUUUUGUGACAAUUUAGCAGUCAUUUGUGUGUCGUGUGGUGUUUCCUAUCUACUGUGUUCUGAGGGAUUUCCCCAUAGCCUCCUUGUUGCUAGCCCAGGCUCCUGUUCCUGAACUCGUCAGAGGCACCAAGGACUGAAGAGGAGUCCUUUAUCACAUGAGCCACUGUAAGCUUCUAGAGAGGGGAGCCUGGCAGCCAUCUUGACAGUGCAGCCCUGGAAUCUCUCUGGUGAAGCCAGAAUCUGUGAAGAAGUGCUGCUUGUCGAACCCCCAAAAGGCCAACAACUGCAUUUACAGACAGGCUGAUCUUUUAUUAUUAUUAGUAGUAGUAAUUUAAUAUUGAUUUACAAGACUGUUAGAUAACAAGGGCACAAUUCCAUACAGUUCCCACCACCAGAGUCCAUGUCUCAUCCCCUCCGUUGAAAACUUCCUUAUUCUUUACCCCUCUGGGACUAUGGACCAAAAUUCUUUAAGGUGGUGCAGAAGGUGUUAAGAGUUCUGGCUUCUGUAAUUGCUUCUCCUCUGGACAGGUAUGUAGGCUGGUUGAUCCAUACAGGACUGACCUCUUGAUGGGACUGGGCAGGAAAUGGAAGGUAUUGAGGGGGUGGUGGUGGCAAAUACUGUGAAAAGGAUUCUGAGGUUCCAGCAAGCCAGUCAGGAUUUAUUAUCAUCGUCAGGAUGGGUUUGCAAGAGACCAUGAAGAGUCACUAUCUGAAUGAGGGCUUCCCGGAGGUGAGAGCAGCCUCAGCCUGUGGUUACAGGAAAGGCAGAGAUUCUGCCUCCCCGCCCACCUAGGCCUGCAGCUUUCCCUGGUGGAACUCGAGGACCAAGAAGAGGAGCUGAGGUCUAGAACACGCAUCUCGGUACAAAGGACUGGAGCUACGGAGAAACCUUCAGUACUGACACACACACGCGGACUCCUCUCCUCCCAAGUAAUCGCUCCCUUCCACACAGUGAGUGUGCAUCUGCCCUUGUCUACUGAGGAGACUUAACUAAGGAAAUCCUAGGAUGGAGGAGUGGCAGCUGUUACCCAGAGGGAGAGCUGGGAUGAUAGGAUUACUGACGGCCAGGGGAGCAAGGACAUGGAAUUCUCAACUUGCAGUCUGCUCUUGCCUCCUGAACUCUGAGAAACCUGCUCAACACUUGAUUUAAAAAAAAAAAUGGGGCCAGGGGUAGAUAGCAUAAUGGUUCUGCAAAGAGACU
Messenger RNA from Erinaceus europaeus (western European hedgehog), 2709 nucleotides. RefSeq names its product double PHD fingers 3 (gene DPF3). Gene Ontology annotation, biological process: nervous system development. The coding region runs from base 60 to 1196 and encodes 378 amino acids. NCBI's taxonomy places the organism in Eukaryota, Metazoa, Chordata, Mammalia, Eulipotyphla, Erinaceidae. The record is from RefSeq and is a predicted model, not a curated record. Gene Ontology annotation, cellular component: nucleus; nBAF complex. The transcript is spliced from 11 exons.